This is a messenger RNA of Hevea brasiliensis (rubber tree), 1928 nucleotides long. RefSeq names its product mitogen-activated protein kinase homolog NTF3. NCBI's taxonomy places the organism in Eukaryota, Viridiplantae, Streptophyta, Magnoliopsida, Malpighiales, Euphorbiaceae. The record is from RefSeq and is a predicted model, not a curated record. The transcript has 3 exons. The coding region runs from base 449 to 1567 and encodes 372 amino acids. Gene Ontology annotation, biological process: intracellular signal transduction; protein phosphorylation. Gene Ontology annotation, cellular component: nucleus; cytoplasm. Gene Ontology annotation, molecular function: MAP kinase activity; ATP binding.
UUGAGUAAGCCAGAAAAAUAUCCACAUUAUUCUUAAUUUUUUUAUUAUUAUUAUUUGCUUUUGUUUUUUAGCUUUCGCACUCUACUUUGAUCGCGACGAGAUAAGGGAUCAUGAUUGCUGCGAAAUUUCAUAGAUCUCACCGCUGUUGACAAACACUUCACUGCAACAGAUUGAAUACCAAGCUUCUUAACCUUUUAGUUUCACGGAGAGCGAGAAUUUGUGAUGCUGGAUUCUGGAUGAGCUCCGGUGAUCAAAUGGGCCAGUUGAAAUAGGUUCUUGGAUUUUUUGGGGAAGCAAUGGCUUUCUUUUGUUGGGAAUUGGAGAAACUUUGAAUUUGUUGCAGAGAAUUUUUAGCUGAGUUUGGGUAUGAGUUCUGAUGUGGGUAGCGGAUUGUGAAGUUGGUUUAUUUGGAUAAGGAAGAUAUUCAGGAGAACAAAGCUUGCACGAAAUGGCGACUCCCGUUGAGCCACCAGAUGGAGUUAGAAUUCAGGGGAAGCAUUAUUUUUCUAUGUGGAAAACCUUGUUUGAGAUUGAUACGAAAUAUGUGCCCAUAAAACCUAUUGGCCGAGGAGCCUAUGGAAUUGUGUGCUCCUCUGUGAAUAGAGAAACCAAGGAGAAAGUUGCAAUCAAGAAAAUACACAAUGCUUUUGAAAAUCGUGUUGAUGCACUGAGAACUUUACGUGAACUGAAGCUUCUUCGGCAUCUUCGUCAUGAAAACGUCAUUCAAUUGAAGGAUGUAAUGAUGCCUAUUCAUAGGAGAAGUUUCAAGGAUGUCUAUCUGGUGUAUGAACUCAUGGAUACAGAUCUGCAUCAAAUUAUUAAGUCUUCUCAAGCACUUACUAAUGAUCACUGCCAAUACUUCCUAUUCCAGUUGCUUCGAGGUUUGAAGUAUCUUCACUCAGCAAACAUUCUCCAUCGUGACUUGAAGCCUGGGAAUCUACUUAUCAAUGCAAAUUGUGAUCUAAAAAUUUGUGAUUUUGGGCUUGCACGUACUAGCAAUGGCAAGGGCCAGUUCAUGACUGAGUAUGUAGUGACUCGCUGGUAUCGAGCUCCAGAGCUACUCCUAUGCUGCGAUAACUAUGGGACAUCCAUUGAUGUCUGGUCUGUUGGAUGUAUCUUUGCAGAGCUUCUUGGCCGGAAACCAAUCUUCCCAGGCACAGAGUGUCUCAACCAACUUAAACUUAUCAUCAACAUCCUUGGCAGCCAGAGGGUGGAGGAUCUUGAAUUCAUUGAUAAUCCUAAGGCUAAGAAAUACAUUAAGUCACUUCCAUAUUCCCCUGGUACCCCAUUUUCUCACCUUUACCCUAAUGCUCAUCCUUCGGCUAUUGAUCUGCUUGGGAAAAUGCUUGUUUUUGAUCCAUCAAAGAGAAUAACUGUUACUGAAGCACUCCAACACCCUUACAUGUCCCCACUUUAUGAUCCCAGCAGCAAUCCUCCAGCACAGGUCCCUAUUGAUCUUGACAUAGAUGAGGAUUUAGGGGAGGAGAUGAUACGGGAGAUGAUGUGGAAGGAGAUCCUCCAUUACCAUCCUGAAGUAGGUACAGCCAAUGGGCAGAUAUGUGCCUGAUCUUGUUCUUUAGUUCUUCAGAGGCACCUGAGACCGAUAGUUUGCUUUAAACUAAGGAAGUUUUUGUUGGUGGUAAUAUUUAGUUAUUAUUAUUUUUUUUUAUUAUUCAUGUUCGGUGUUGUCCCUUAAUAAUCUUAAUGAAGCAUGCAUCAGUCAGAUAUGCCAUUGAUGCAUGAUUUGACUAACUUGUGUUUUAGGGGCUAAUUAAUGAGCUUCAGCUCUGAAAUUUAUGUGGCCCUUUCAGUUUGUAGAUAGGUGUGCCUUUGUAAGAAUAUGGGAAAACUUUUGUUGUACGUUAGAAUAAUUAAAUGUAUUGUUACUGUCAUGAUAAUUAACCAAGCUGAACAUUUUAGCUUACAAA